Molecule: messenger RNA, 2081 nt
Organism: Balaenoptera musculus (blue whale)
Lineage: Eukaryota; Metazoa; Chordata; Mammalia; Artiodactyla; Balaenopteridae
Gene: LRRTM4
Product: leucine rich repeat transmembrane neuronal 4
Exons: 3
Coding region: 172-1842 (556 amino acids)
Molecular function (GO): protein binding
Source: RefSeq, a predicted model, not a curated record
UUUUUGUCUGUCCCCUCUGGGGAAGUUUGUAUGGGGCUACUAGCUCACAUGUGGGAUCAGAAUGGUGUGAAUGACAGCCGCACUGUAUCAUGAAGGUGGUGGUGGUUUCAACACGUGAGACCAAACAAGAAGAAAGCUGAGAGAGGGGUGAACCGUUUUGGAUGACAAAGGAUGGGUUUCCAUUUAAUUACGCAGCUGAGAGGCAUGCGUGUAGUGCUAGUGCUACUUCCUACACUGCUGCUUGUUAUGCUCACGGGGGCUCAGAAAGCUUGCCCAAAGAACUGCAGAUGUGAUGGGAAAAUUGUGUACUGUGAGUCUCAUGCUUUCACAGAUAUCCCUGAGAACAUUUCUGGAGGAUCACAAGGCUUAUCAUUAAGGUUCAACAGCAUUCAGAAACUCAAAUCCAAUCAGUUUGCCAGCCUUAACCAGCUUAUAUGGCUUUAUCUUGACCAUAAUUACAUUAGCUCAGUGGAUGAAGAUGCAUUUCAAGGGAUCCGUAGACUGAAAGAAUUAAUUCUAAGCUCCAACAAAAUUACCUAUCUGCACAAUAAAACAUUUCACCCGGUUCCCAAUCUCCGCAGUCUGGACCUCUCCUACAAUAAGCUUCAGACAUUGCAAUCCGAACAAUUUAAAGGCCUUCGGAAACUCAUCAUUUUGCACUUGAGAUCUAACUCAUUAAAGACAGUGCCCAUCAGAGUUUUUCAAGACUGUCGAAAUCUUGACUUUCUGGAUUUGGGUUAUAAUCGUCUUCGAAGCUUGUCCCGAAAUGCUUUUGCUGGUCUGUUGAAGUUAAAAGAGCUCCACCUGGAGCACAAUCAGUUUUCCAAGAUCAACUUUGCUCAUUUUCCACGUCUCUUCAACCUCCGCUCAAUUUACUUACAAUGGAACAGGAUUCGCUCCAUUAGCCAAGGCUUGACAUGGACUUGGAGUUCCUUGCACAACUUGGAUUUAUCAGGGAACGAUAUCCAAGGAAUUGAGCCAGGCACAUUUAAAUGUUUGCCCAAUUUGCAAAAAUUGAAUUUGGAUUCCAACAAGCUUACCAACAUCUCACAGGAAACUGUCAAUGCGUGGAUAUCAUUAAUAUCCAUUACUUUGUCUGGGAAUAUGUGGGAAUGCAGUCGGAGCAUUUGUCCUCUAUUUUAUUGGCUUAAGAAUUUCAAAGGAAAUAAGGAAAGCAUCAUGAUAUGUGCAGGACCUAAGCAUAUCCAAGGUGAAAAAGUUAGUGAUGCAGUGGAAACAUAUAAUAUCUGUUCUGAAGUCCAGGUGGUCAACACAGAAAAAUCACAGCUUGUUCCCCAAACUCCCCAGAAGCCUUUAAUUAUCCCUAAACCGACAACCUCAAAAUCUGACCCCAGCCAGUCCACCCUUGAAACACCAAGCCCUUCCCCAGGGUUUCAGAUUCCUGGCACAGAGCAAGAGUAUGAGCAUGUUUCAUUUCACAAAAUUAUUGCAGGGAGCGUGGCUCUCUUUCUUUCGGUGGCCAUGAUCCUCUUGGUAAUAUAUGUGUCUUGGAAACGCUACCCAGCCAGCAUGAAACAACUUCAGCAACAUUCUCUUAUGAAGAGGCGGCGGAAAAAGACCAGAGAGUCUGAAAGACAAAUGAAUUCCCCUUUACAGGAGUAUUAUGUGGACUACAAGCCUACAAACUCUGAGACCAUGGAUAUAUCGGUUAAUGGAUCUGGGCCCUGCACAUAUACCAUCUCUGGCUCCAGGGAAUGUGAGAUCCUACACCACGUGAAGCCCUUGCCAUAUUAUAGCUACGACCAGCCGGUGAUCAGGUACUGCCAGGCUCACCAGCCACUCCAUGUCAACAAGGGCUACGAAGCAGUGUCUCCAGAGUAGGACGAAACUCCCAGCCUGGAGCUCGGGCCCGACCACAGCUUCAUCGCCACCAUAGCCAGGUCUGCAGCCCCAGCCAUUUACCUUGAGAGAAUAACAAACUAACGUGAAAGGCAACUAACUCCUCAUUGGGGAACUCGACGCGGGGAAGGAAGGCCUUCAUUUUAAAGGAGAAUGGGUGUCCAAAUCACGCAAUCCAGCCUGCUCAUCGUUCCUAAGACAUUUAUGACAUAGACGAAAGG